AUGACCAGGCUGACAGAUAUCAAAAAACACCAUGAGAAAACUUUGAGAGGAAAUUUGAUAAAUAAGAAUGAUCAACUGAACCAUGUGAAAUCUGAGUAUGACAAAAGGAAAAGAGAAAUUAUUAAGGAACUGACGAAAAUGAUGUCUGAAUUGGAGGUUCAUACAACAGACUGUGAACAUUCAGUGAGGUUCACUAGAAGUGAAAUCAAUGAUGACUUAAUUGAGUCUUUGAGGUCUGUUUCCACAAGGAUCUGUCAUCACAAACAUCAGUACAGAUCCACUGGUACCUCUCAGUCAGGUAUAUCUCAGUCAGUGGACGGUGGACUCCAAGUCACCUUGAGAGAAAAAAACUCAGAUCCUUACAAGUUAGACUCACACAGCAGACGUCUGGUGAGACACAUGGCAUUGGCAGAAGAUGUCAUCCAUGAGUAUGAGUACCAGGAGGACGGUCACACCAGACUUUUUACAUGGCCAUUCAGAGUCACACAGAACAAUAACAGUGAUAUCUGUGUUGUGAACCAAACAAGUGACACUACAAGUAAUCUAGUGAUUAUAUCUCCCACUGGUCGUACAAAGCUUAUCUACUGUGGACAGAACCUGACAGAAAACUUUAAUCCAGGUGAUGUAGUGUGUGACUCGUUUUGUAACAUCCUUGUAACAGACCCACGAAACAACCAAAUCCAUCUGUUGAUUCCUGAUGGGGAGUUUCUGAAGUUCUUGCUGACAGAGAAUGAAGCGAAACAUCCAUAUUCACUGUCCCCCUACAAGUCUACGCUGUGGGUAGGAUACCAUAAGGGACUUGUCAAAAUUUUUAAAUACACAUUACAGUGUAACAUGUAA
Saccostrea echinata is the source of this 840-nucleotide messenger RNA. RefSeq lists its product as uncharacterized. NCBI's taxonomy places the organism in Eukaryota, Metazoa, Mollusca, Bivalvia, Ostreida, Ostreidae. The record is from RefSeq and is a predicted model, not a curated record. The coding region runs from base 1 to 840 and encodes 279 amino acids. The transcript has 2 exons.